Molecule: messenger RNA, 1736 nt
Organism: Gymnodraco acuticeps
Lineage: Eukaryota; Metazoa; Chordata; Actinopteri; Perciformes; Bathydraconidae
Product: olfactory receptor 2AT4-like
Exons: 1
Coding region: 586-1605 (339 amino acids)
Biological process (GO): G protein-coupled receptor signaling pathway
Cellular component (GO): membrane
Molecular function (GO): G protein-coupled receptor activity; olfactory receptor activity
Source: RefSeq, a predicted model, not a curated record
ACAAGAGUCCACAAUGGCACAAUAGUAGUAUUAUUUGAACAGACUGAUUUAGGAAUUAGUUGACACGAGUUAUCAUAAAGUUUGUCAUAUUGUGUGAAGAUUAAAGUAUAAGUGCAGUGUUACUGCAACAUCAUCUCAAUGGUAAAGAAAUCAUGUCCAAAACACAGCAACUUGUAUGUUUGAGUAUAAAACAAGCUUAAUGAGAAUAAGCUGCAAACCUGCUCUUAAUGACUUCCUUAGCUAGUUUUGUCUCAAGAGAUCAAUGAAGGAAGUAUAUCUUCCCCUAUACACAGGACAGACGUGCAGUCAUGUGUUUGCUGCUUUGAGAUUGCAGCAUUACAUUAGAGCUGUUGCUCAACAAUCAUUAAGAGACCAUCAGGUAGGCCACAUUCACAGAUUUCUUUCAGCAUUUGUACAUUUUUUAAUUGACUGAGAAUGUCUUAUAUACUGCAAUGUUUUAAUUUGCUAAUUGAACCAGCAUGCACAUGUGGUUUAUAACUUCUAUAGACGUCUAAUGUACAAUAUUUAUUUGUUCUUUAGACAGGAGACCUUUUCAGCAGAGUUCGUCCGGUGUGGAGAUCUACUAUGUCUUUUCUCAGGACUGUUUUAAAUGUCUCUAACAUCAUCAUUCAUCCUCCAGGCUUCUAUAUCAUUGGGUUUGAGACGUUUCCCUUCAUCAGUGUCUACUUUAUCUUUCUAUCGUUUGUUUAUGUGGUCACAGUGCUUGCCAAUUGUUUGGUGAUCUAUGUAAUUUGCUUUAAUCGUUCUUUACACACUCCAAAAUUGCUGGCUGUGGUAAACCUCGCAGUAAUUGAUGUUAUCCUGAACACGUGCACUAUUCCCAGCAUGAUAAAGAUAUUCCUUGUUAAAGACAACUUUAUUCCAUUUAACCUCUGUUUGUUACAAAUGUUCGUCUACUACGCUUUUAUAUCUUUGGAGUCAUAUGCACUUGCUAUACUUGCCUAUGACAGGUUGAUUGCAAUAUGUUUCCCUCUGCGUCACAACUCGAUCAACACAAUGCAAAGCAUGUCAUGGAUUGUCGGCGUGACUUGGUUUUUUGGUCUGGGAGUAACAUUAUUUACAACAAGUCUAAUGUCUCGACUGUCUUUUUGUAAUUCUGUCAGAGUGUUUAGCUAUUUCUGUGACUAUGCGCCUGUGUUCAGACUCGCCUGUAAUGAUUAUUCAAUGCAGUGGGCUUCAGCUUCCUUCCUUACUAUUUUGAUACUUGCAGUACCCUUUACUUUUAUUCUCCUGUCUUAUGUGAGCAUUCUGGCGACUGUAUUCAUGAUGAAAUCUUUAGACAGUCGGGUGAAAGCUCUGGCCACUUGUGUGGAGCAUAUCAUCCUUGUUGCUGUGUUUUACAUUCCUAUUCUUACCAUAUUUUGCGUUGGGUUUUAUCUGGGUCUGAUCGACCCAGACCAGCGUGUGCUGAGUCUGUCGUUGGCCUCUUGCAUCCCACCUUGUGUCAAUCCUCUCAUAUAUUCUUUGAAAACCAGAGAGAUCAAAAUCAGAGUUCUGGCAUUGGUAAGAAGAAAUACAAUUGGCACACAACCAACAAACCCCCCAAAAAACAAUCCUUUUAGGGUUGAUAAAACACAGCACUAAAUAAAAAAGGACCAAUUGGCAGUAGUAAGUCAAUUGAUUUACUAGUAUGCUGUUGCUGGUAUCUCUAAUAUUACUUAGCUAAUCUGUACUUAAUUCAAAUUGACAUUUCUAUCAUAACACUUUUUCGUUAU